Messenger RNA from Protopolystoma xenopodis, 195 nucleotides. The record is from the annotation of a GenBank genome assembly. Lineage: Eukaryota; Metazoa; Platyhelminthes; Monogenea; Polystomatidea; Polystomatidae.
UUGCUCAUCUUCCAGUUUCCCGGUCUCUCGGGUGGCGUUCGCAUAGCCUCAGAAGACGGCAUCCGCGGUCGACACGUGAUUGCUGAGGCCGACUUUGCUCCCGGCGACGUGAUCGUCAGCGAACCUGCCGGCGGCUUCUCCGCCUCUCCUGGCUUGUCGGACGCCCUAGGCGAUCAGACGGACGGUAAAUAUUAA